AUGUCUGCUUUGACAGCAAAUUCAACACCCAUCCCUACCAAUGCUAACAUUACAAAUGCCUUAACUUCUCAGGCCUCUCCACAAACACCUCAUAUCUCUCACCAAAGAAAAGAAGUUGCAGUCGUUUUUGUUAUUGAUGGUACAGAUCGUAUGAAACCUCAUUUUCAAUUGAUUCAUGAAGCUUACAUUGAACCCAUCAUAAAACAAUUACGUUCACCCAUAAUUACCGAAGACGAUGGUGGUCAAACAAAAUUAAAAAUAACACCCGUCUUAAAGUAUGGUCUAGUUAUUUUCGGUGAUUAUGAGCCUUUAUCAAUCAAUACUGUAGAUCGAAAAUAUUUCACUUCUGAUUCAAUCAUGUUUCAAGAUAUUUUAAAGAGUAUUUCUUGUGAAAAUGGUGGCGUUAUAAGGAAUGCUGUAGAAGAAGGUCUAGUAGCUGCUUUAGAAUUAUUUGAUGAAUAUCGAGAGGAUUUGGAUACGAAAGACCUUGUUCAACAUUGUAUUUUAAUAUCUAAUAGCUUACCUCAUCAAAUCGGUGCAAGAUGUAAUUUAAUGGAUAAAUAUAAUGGUAUGAGGUUAGAUGACAUUGCUAAAGUCAUGAUUCAGUCAAAUAUAAAUUUUUCAUUCAUAUCGCCUGUAAAAGAUUGUAAACUGCUGGAAAAUAUCGUAAAUCAAGUAAAUGAUCAACAAAAGAUGGAAUUAAAUACAAUACAUGAAACUGUCUUACCUUCACAUCUUGUCAAAUUAGCUGGUAUUAAAUUACCUAUUGUGAAUGAUACCUCCGUUAAAACUGCACAACAGGUCUCUGGAAAACCACUUUCACCACAAUCAGUUACAAGCGAUUCAGGUAAAAAACGAAAAAGGGAGAACAUUCCCGGGCAAAUCAGUUUGCCUAAACCUGCCUUUGAUACUAAAAACUUUGCAGAGGCCAAUAAUCGAGCGAAUACACAAAUGACUCAAAAAAGACAAUCUAUUACGGCAAUUAAACGAGAAAAUGAAUCAGUUGAAGGCAAACAGCAUGCUUCACCAGUUAUUACAGAACAACCUAAUAUUACUAAUACACCCCCAAGAUCAUCACCUAUGAUUCAAAAUGCUCAACAACAACAGCAAUUCCAGCAAACACCGCCUCAAACUCAACUUACACCUCAACAAAUACAUAUGCAACAACAGCAACAACAACAAACACAACAGCAAUUACUUCAUCAGCAACAAUUACUUCAACAGCAGCCACAACAAUAUGUAUCUCCUCAAUUACAAUUUCAACAAGCUCAACAAGGACAAGGUCAACAACAACAACAACAACAGCCUCAACCAAAUCAACAAGUACAACAGACUCCACAAGCCAAACAAGCUCGAUUGGGACAGCAGCCCCAACAUACUCCACAGCUAUCACAAACUCAACCUGCUCAGUCCAUUCAAAAAACUCCCCAAAUAUCACAAAUUCAGCCUAUUCAACAAGGACUGCAAGCGCAACAAACUCCACAGCCUCCACAGGCUCAAUUACCUCAGCAACAAGCUGUAUUAUCCCAACAAGGACAGCAAGUACAACAAGCACAACAGGCACAACUAGCCCAACAGGCACAGUUACAACAGUUACAGUUACAGCAACUACAACAGGCUCAGCAACAGCAUCUACAGCAACAGCAGCAAAUUCAGCAGGCACAACAACAACAGCAAACACAACAACAACAGCAACAACAGCAACCUCAAACACAACAACCAAUGCAACAAGCCCAACAAAGACCAACAGGGCAAAUCCCUAUUCAGCUACAACAAAUGCUGAAUGGACGUAUACAAAAUCCAAUUCAAUUACAACAGUAUCUUUUACAGCAGCGUAAUAAUUUGAUAGCCCAAGGUGCCAAUUUGACUCCUGUACAACAAAGUCAACUUCAAACAAUUCAAAAUGCACUAUUAAAACUAGGCGAUCAAUUACGUCGUACUUCAAUGGCUACGACGUCACAAGCUCCAACUAAUUCAGCAGCCCCUGCUACAGCAUCUCCAUUUACAGCAGUUAAUAACCCUAUACGCCCUGAUCUAAUGCAACAAUUAAAUGCUCAGAUACCCCCUAAUUUGACACCUCAGCAACGUAUGUUACUUGCCGCUCAAUUGGCUCAAAGAAACCAGCAGCAGCAACAGCAACAACAACAACAACAACAACAACAACAACAACAACAACAACAACAGGGUAUUAGGCCUACUAAUAUAAAUGAAUUACAAGCCCAGUUAUUACAGCAACAAGUUCAACAACAAAUGCAACAACCUCAGCAACAAGUACAACAACCUCAACAAAUUCAACAACCUCAACAACAAAAUAUAAACCAACAACCACAAAAUCAGGCAGUAGCAGCAGCUGCAGCAGCUACAGCACCACUAUCGCAACAACAAUCAAAUGUAGUACCUACUCAACCUAUUUGGACAGGCCAAAUUGUCUGGCAUAUUAAGUCACCAGAAGGUCAAUUACAAGAGUUUAGUUGUCAUUGUGGUGCAUUUGCAAUUACACUUAAAGGAAAUACGGUUAGUCUAGAAGAGUAUCGUCCUGAAAUAUGGCCACCACGAGUCCAAAUUGCUGGUCGAUCACCUUUAGCAAGAGCACAAAUUCUUCAAAGACAAGCAAUUGAAAAUAAAUUACCCUUUUGUCAGUUUAGACCUUUAAAUACCAGUACACAACAAGAUCAAACGAAUUUUAAUUUACUUUUAAGAAAUUUGGAACAAAAAAAAUAUAUUGCAACUGUUGUAUUUAACCUUGGUGGAGCAGAGCCUCAUCAUGGUGUUAUUUUGACCCAUACAGGUGGUAAAUUGAUAGGUAUUGUCUUUGCAAGAGCUCCACUUCCAGAUUUAAAUGCUGGUAUACCUCAGGUAAAUACAGCUCCACAAACUAUGCCUCCUGCUGGAUCAUCUACGCCCAUUGCUGGUACAACAAAUAUCAAUCCUGCUUUAUUAGCCAAUUUACAAAAUACAGCAAACUUAAAUGUACUUAAUAAUCCAAAUGUACAACAACAUUUGCAAAAUACACUUCGACAGCAACAAAUGAUGAAUGCAGUUGCCAUGGGAAGCCCAGCUCAACAGCCUCAACAACAGCCUCAACAACAACAGCCUCAACAACAACAACAACAGCAACAGCAGCAACAACAACAAAACAUAAAUGGCCUUAAUCCUAAUAGUUUACUAUUAUCUAAUAUUAAUCUUGGAAAUAUGAACAACAUUAAUCUUGCAAAUCUAGGCAAUUUACAGCCUAAUGCUAUUCGUGAAUUACAACAAAGAAUUUUCCUUGCUAGACAACAAGCUCAACAGCAGCAGCAGCAACAACAACAACAACAGCAACAACAACAACAACAACAACAACAACAACAGCAGCAGCAGCAGCAACAAAAUGGACAAAUUCAAUAA
Messenger RNA from Cokeromyces recurvatus, 3387 nucleotides. Its product is annotated as mediator complex subunit 25 von Willebrand factor type A-domain-containing protein. Lineage: Eukaryota; Fungi; Mucoromycota; Mucoromycetes; Mucorales; Mucoraceae. Bases 1 to 3387 code for a protein of 1128 amino acids. Gene Ontology annotation, biological process: positive regulation of transcription by RNA polymerase II. The record is from RefSeq and is a predicted model, not a curated record. Gene Ontology annotation, cellular component: mediator complex; transcription regulator complex. The transcript has 6 exons.